UCGGUUGGGAGCGUAGCCGUCACUCUGGUGGUGACUACGUCGUUGACACCCGUUCAGGUCGGAAUUUGACGUCGCCCUAUCGUCAAAAGUGAAAUUUCGUCCGUAUUUCCAAGUCGAAAUCGUAGUUGUAAAGUUUUAAAAGAACGCGGACCGAGGAUACAAGUGAGCCGAGUCGCGCCGUGUGCGAUGUGGGUCGUCUGACGUGAAUUAACCUUAAAACUAGAGAGGUUCUUUCCAAUCCCGGAAAUAAAAGAGAAAAGGAAAUUAUUUAUUAAUUGAAAUCGUGUUUUCUCUCGGUCGAUUCAUCGCGAAAGUAUGAACCCAGAAUACGACUACCUGUUCAAACUUCUCCUUAUCGGGGAUUCGGGCGUGGGCAAGUCUUGCCUCCUGUUGAGGUUCGCGGACGACACGUACUCCGAGUCGUACAUCAGCACGAUCGGAGUCGACUUCAAGAUCAGGACCGUCGACCUGGACGGGAAGACGAUCAAACUGCAGAUCUGGGACACGGCCGGCCAGGAGAGGUUCAGGACGAUAACGUCCAGCUACUACAGGGGCGCCCACGGGAUAAUCGUCGUCUACGAUUGCACGGACGAGGAGUCGUUCGCGAAUCUGAAGCAGUGGCUCGAAGAGAUCGACCGCUACGCCUGCGACAGCGUCAACAAGCUCCUCGUCGGCAACAAGUGCGACCUGACGGCGAAGAAGGUCGUCGAUUACGCCACGGCCAAGGAGUACGCGGACCAGCUCAAGAUCCCGUUCAUCGAGACUUCGGCCAAGAACGCGCUCAACGUGGAACAGGCGUUCAUCACGAUGGCGGCUGAGAUCAAGAACAGGGUCGGGCCGCCCUCGUCUGCACCGGAGAACCAGCCCAGCCUCAAGAUCGAAGACGGAAAGAGAUACACUCAAGAGAAAUCCGGCUGCUGUUGAUCUCGCGGAUGGAACGAGGCGAGACCGGACGACGCCACGGCCCGAAUCCCGUUUCUUUUCUUUAUCCAUAGCCCCAUUAAUUUUCAUUUGUAUUUGGCCAUUUAAAUAAAUUUGUCUUGGUUUUUC
This is a messenger RNA of Cimex lectularius (bed bug), 1050 nucleotides long. RefSeq names its product ras-related protein Rab-1A-like. The transcript has a single exon. Gene Ontology annotation, molecular function: GTPase activity; GTP binding. Lineage: Eukaryota; Metazoa; Arthropoda; Insecta; Hemiptera; Cimicidae. The record is from RefSeq and is a predicted model, not a curated record. The coding region runs from base 316 to 924 and encodes 202 amino acids.